GUGACAAGCAAAUUUCUUGUUGGGAACUCCGGUGUGAUGAAAGGCUAAGUUAGGCGUUUACUGUGAGAUGUGUAAAGUUCUUCUAUUUGACAGGCUCGUACUUGGAAGAUACAUUGUACUUCAUACUUUGAGUAAAAGUGGGUUGUCCCCAUUUCUAAAAAAAAAAAAAAGAUAAGUUUUAACAAUGUAAUUUCUGUUGAAUGUAAUAGGUAAUUUUUCCGCUGUCCACUGUACGCGCGUGUUCGUCUGGGGUGGACCUCAUCGCGCACGUGAAGUCCGUUCCCCAAGCCUUCCGGACGAGGCACGCGCUCACCGUUUAUUUCACUUACGCAGCGCAGCAGUAGUGCGCAGCUUUUCUCCCUGAGUCCCGCGAGCCUCCAGACACCGCUGACUCUCACCUCAGUCCCUGUGCGGCUCACUCUAGGAUAAACGACGAGUUCUGUGUUGGUGGCGAUGGUGAUUGACAGAUGAUCUGACAGAGGAAGACAUCAGACGCCGUCUCCGUGCUGGUUAUUAUGGGGUGUGCCUGUUGCAAGCAGAAGAAGUCCGCCAAAGCAGCAGCAGCAGCAGCAACAACAGCAGCAGUAGACGUUACAGAUCUGUCUCCUAGCAACGCUGAUGGAGGGUUGUCCACGGCCUUGACUCAGGGCCGUUACUGUCCCGACCCCACUCAGUCCAUCCCAGACUUCAACAAGGGCUUCUCAUGUGGCACCAUCUUCCCCAGCAACACACACCAACGGCCUGGAGGCGUAAUAAGUGGUGGAGUCACCCUCUUCAUAGCUCUGUAUGACUAUGACGCGCGCACUGAAGAUGACCUCACGUUCCAGAAAGGAGAGAAAUUUCAGAUCAUUAACAAUACAGAGGGCGACUGGUGGGAGGCUCGAUCUUUGGACACUGGCAACUCAGGUUACAUCCCUUCCAACUACGUAGCGCCUGUUGACUCCAUACAGGCUGAGGAGUGGUAUUUUGGGAAGAUGGGGAGGAAGGAUGCGGAGAGACAGCUGCUGGGCCAUGGCAACCAGAGGGGAACUUUUCUCAUACGAGAGAGCGAGACCACCAAGGGUGCUUACUCUCUGUCUAUCCGUGACUGGGACGACAACAAGGGAGACCACGUUAAGCAUUACAAGAUCCGCAAACUGGACAACGGUGGCUACUACAUCACCACGAGAUCACAGUUUGACACUGUUCAGCAGCUGGUAGAGCACUACACAGAGAGAGCGGCGGGACUGUGCUGCCGUUUGAUUGGCAGCUGUAAACGGGGCAUGCCUAAGCUGGCCGACUUAUCAGUGAAGACCAAGGAUAUGUGGGAGAUUCCCCGUGAAUCCCUCCAGCUGAUUAAGAAACUGGGCAAUGGCCAGUUUGGAGAAGUCUGGAUGGGCAUGUGGAACGGCACCACCAAGGUAGCAGUGAAGACUCUGAAGCCAGGAACCAUGUCCCCCGAGGCCUUCCUGGAGGAGGCUCAAAUCAUGAAGAGACUUCGCCAUGACAAGCUGGUGCAGCUCUAUGCCGUGGUUUCUGAGGAGCCUAUCUACAUUAUCACUGAGUUCAUGAGCCAAGGUAGUUUGCUGGACUUCUUAAAAGACGGAGAGGGGCAAAGCCUGAAGCUGCCUCAGCUGGUUGACAUGGCUGCACAGAUUGCAGCUGGAAUGGCGUACAUCGAGAGGAUGAACUACAUCCAUCGUGACCUGCGAGCAGCUAACAUCCUUGUUGGAGACAAUCUGGUAUGCAAGAUUGCUGACUUUGGCCUGGCGAGGCUCAUUGAGGACAAUGAGUACACAGCUAGACAAGGGGCGAAGUUCCCCAUCAAGUGGACGGCUCCAGAAGCUGCACUGUAUGGACGCUUUACCAUCAAGUCAGAUGUCUGGAGCUUCGGCAUCCUACUAACCGAACUCAUCACUAAAGGACGUGUGCCAUACCCAGGCAUGAACAACCGUGAGGUGCUGGAGCAGGUGGAGAGGGGCUACAGGAUGCCCUGUGCCCAGGGCUGCCCCGCCUCGCUCCAUGAACUGAUGCUGCAGUGCUGGAGGCGGGAGGCCGAUGAGAGGCACACUUUCGAGUACCUGCAGUCCUUCCUGGAGGAUUACUUCACCGCCACAGAGCCGCAGUACCAGCCCGGAGAAAACCUGUGACCCCACAUGUGUAGGACAGACAUGGAGUGAUAAACGGACAAACAGAGGCAGACACAUGUACACUGACAGGCAUGUUGUAGUACAUGUACAUGCUGUCAUUGUAAUUGUUGCUCGCAUACCGUACAUGGACACACACACACAACACACGCAUAUACAUAUCAUUGCCUUGUUUAAUUGUUUAAAGACAGUGUCCUCCCUUUGGUCACUGAUCACUGCAGCCCAUUUAGGACAGAUCAGUCAACCAUGUUGAAGAGCGGAGUCGGAGCUCUGCUGGUCAGGCCUUGCAGUAAUGUUGCUUUACUCCGUAACCAUGACAACAAGGAACUGAAAGAAGAUGUAGAUGGUUGUGCUGAGGUGGGGGGAAGUCGAGUUUGUACAUGAUCUGUUCAGCUACCAUGCAGUAUAUGUUGAUUUUUUCUCUUUGAGAACAAUGUUUACCUGAGAUAAAUACUGUAUGUUAUUAUGGAAAUGAAAGCAGGUGCAACAGGAUAUGACUACACUUGGAAUACUGUUUGAAAAAUGUCUGAAUGAACCCAAUGGACCUGUGAGGUAGAUGGAUAGAUUAUGUACUGACACAAGUACUUCUAGCUGUAAGAAGAUUAGAGCUCCUCCAGUAACUGAACAAAGGUCUGUUUUAAAGCUUGUCAUGUUAUUUACGUAAAAUGGCUUUUAACCUGAUCACAGAUCCAUGUCCGUGUCCUGACAAGGGGAACUGGUUUCAAACUUUCCACCAACAUGUGCCUUAAAGUGGUCAAAUGAGGGGCUGUUUUAGAUUUUAAGUACCUUUAAUACUAUAAUAAGCAAAGUCUCAGAGAUGGUAAGGAAUGCUCUCUGUUUGUCUGAUCAUUUGUAUGACAAUUUGUAUGAACUGUCUCUUCUCUUGUUUUAAUUUAACUCAGAUACAUCUGUGCAUCACAAAGACUUCUAUAACUAGUUAACAUGUAUACAGUGUUCAUCAACUGGGAGGGCAGGGUGGAAUGUUACACAUAAAGGGAAAGAUUAUUGUCAGUGGCGAGAUAGUGUUUCAUUGUAUUUUCUUGAAGAGAAUGAAACCUUUAUGCUGAGAUUCCCCUGUCAUGUUAUUUUAAUAAAAAUCAGAUAUCUUUUCCAA
This is a messenger RNA of Seriola aureovittata, 3240 nucleotides long. It is a transcript of the gene yrk, whose product is annotated as Yes-related kinase. Lineage: Eukaryota; Metazoa; Chordata; Actinopteri; Carangiformes; Carangidae. Gene Ontology annotation, biological process: integrin-mediated signaling pathway; innate immune response; cell surface receptor protein tyrosine kinase signaling pathway. The transcript has 13 exons. The record is from RefSeq and is a predicted model, not a curated record. The coding region runs from base 516 to 2129 and encodes 537 amino acids. Gene Ontology annotation, molecular function: signaling receptor binding; ATP binding; non-membrane spanning protein tyrosine kinase activity. Gene Ontology annotation, cellular component: extrinsic component of cytoplasmic side of plasma membrane.